GGAUGGGACACAUAUUCCGAUUGUAGCACCAAAACAUAAUGAGGAAAUUUUUAGGAACAGGAAACUGUUUCAUUCUCUGAAUGUGAUGGUUGUUUGUGGCCCAUCCCUCCAGAUCCUGUCCCUGAAUGCUAAGUACCCCGUAAGUGCACAUGAUUCACAUGUCAUUCGCCAAUCAGGGAUCUGGCAAAGAUUAAGAAUGAUGGAAGGACAAGAUAUGUGGCUAUUGGGAGAUCAAGGAUAUCCUUGCACCCCCUGGCUCAUGACUCCUCCGCCAGGGCCACAGUCGGAGUUUAAUUCUGCGCUUACUGCCACUAGACAGCUGGUGGAGCGCACUAUUGGGAUCCUGAAGGGCAGAUUCUGUGUGCUCCACCGCACUGGUGGCAACCUCAUGUAUUCACCGGAAAUGAUCUCCCUCCACAUUACCGGACGAAGCCCUAUAUGGAGAAACACGUUGGCACACCCACUUGUGAGAAACCGCAGACCUCAGCCUACCGCAGUGCCAGCCACCCGGGGUCAGAAAGCAGCUACACUGCAUACACACUGGGCGCCAGAUCAGAGCCCCUGUAGCAAAGAGGGAGCCAGGCUGGAAGAGGCAAGAACACGGACAGAGAAGGAACGCACCAAUGGCUGACAGGAUUCAGCCGCAGCUGUGCAGGAGACACCUGCAUUGGGAGCGGGUUACGGGACUGCAGUUCCAUUGACAGUUAAGCACACACUGAAAACCCACCUCGGAAUAUCUAAAGAGGGGCUGCUUCUAUCGGACAAAAGAUCCCUACAUUACAUCAAAAGGAUCAACAAGGUACCCUACGUGACUGCGCUCAUUGUAAAUUGUGCACGAAGGCUUUAGACUAUACCUGAUUCAUAAAGUGACUAUAGGUCUAUUCAGCACACAAAGAUUUUACAGUGAUUAGAGGAAAGUGCAAUUAAGCAUUUGUCCUAAUGAACUUAGAUAUUUGGACAUUUGCGUUAUCCAUGCUUUUCAUGUAGUGCUACCAAUGUUACUUUUAUUUUAUUUUGCUUGAAAAAAGGCUUUUUUAA
Molecule: messenger RNA, 1038 nt
Organism: Pseudophryne corroboree (corroboree frog)
Lineage: Eukaryota; Metazoa; Chordata; Amphibia; Anura; Myobatrachidae
Product: putative nuclease HARBI1
Exons: 3
Coding region: 86-631 (181 amino acids)
Source: RefSeq, a predicted model, not a curated record